Messenger RNA from Cydia pomonella (codling moth), 1961 nucleotides. Its product is annotated as leucine-rich repeat and guanylate kinase domain-containing protein-like. Gene Ontology annotation, molecular function: protein binding. The record is from RefSeq and is a predicted model, not a curated record. The coding region runs from base 214 to 1779 and encodes 521 amino acids. The transcript is spliced from 9 exons. NCBI's taxonomy places the organism in Eukaryota, Metazoa, Arthropoda, Insecta, Lepidoptera, Tortricidae.
AUCAUAUUAGUUACAGAUGGUACUUAUUUUGGGAUUCAGGUGCAGCCGGCAUACAAAGUUGAGUUAUAUUAAACAAACCUUAAACUUAAACUACUAUAUACUAUAUAGACAUUAAAAACAUAUCCAACUGACAGUAAAUGUCAACUUAGUCACCCAUUAAAAAGUAAGUGUAAGGAAUUAUUUAACUGAAGCCUUCAUUAAAAAUAAUUCCUAAUGAAUGAAUCUAGUAGUGAACUGACUUCCAAAACGACCGAGUCGUCAGAUGAAAUAAACGAUUCAUCGACAAACGAUGAAAACGACGGACCGAGGAAGCCUUUUGUCGUGCGUCACAUGAUUGGAGACAGGAACGCCGGUGGGAAAUUGCUUGUGAGCAACGUGCUGAAAACCUGGACUGAAGUCUCUAGGCUUAACUACCUUGACAGCCUCUCGGAAUGUAUGGUCGGAAGUGGAGUCAGCAGCUUAAAACAAAGUUUACCAACCCGUCGAUUAACGCUGCCUUGUCAGUUGCUCGAAGACAUACGGAGUCACCCAGAGGACAUACCUAUCGAAGCAUUCCCACAUAACGUGACACCAUUGAUGAACGAAGAACAACUCUGGGGCUGCUUCUACAACUUCCCUGAGCUAUACGAGGACACGUACUCGCCGUCGGUGCGCGUGCUCCGACUGUGCGACGUGGCCGAGCUGGUCGGCGGGGUCCUCACGAGAGACAUGGUCGCCGCCUGCCUCACCUACCUGCACCGUAUUCCGAUACUGGAAGACUACGUUUACAUCAAAUUGAACCUCACAGGAAAGCGAUUGCAAAAUAUUGACAUACUGCAACAUUAUAAGUAUUUGGUAUACUUGGAUUUAUCGUCGAAUCUGCUGUCAAACCUAAGUGUUCUGUCGCACCUUCUCUACCUGCAAUAUCUGUCCGUGGAUUUCAACAGACUGGAAACCGUAUUGGAGUAUAGCACACCGCAAUGGUUUCUCACAGAAGUUCAUUAUAAAUACAACUCAGUGAAAAAGAUAAGAGACCUAGCCAUGUUUUGGUCGAUUACUAUUUUAGACUUGUCUCACAACAACAUCAAAAGUAUAAGCGGUCUGCAAAGUUUAAGAUAUCUUCGUCAUCUAGAUUUAUCGUUUAACCACAUCCAGCGCUUGGAAAAUUUGAGCCAUCUACGAUUAUUGUGGAUGGAUGUGUCUUACAAUAACAUUUCGAGUUUCGAACUAGGAUCCAACGAGGGACUUUGGACGUUACUGCAACUUGAUUAUCUAAAUUUGAACGAAAAUAAUUUAAAGUCCAUGAAGAUAUUUUCGGGAUGUACGAGACUACGCGAACUCCACGCCCGCAACAACAGGCUCGGCUCGCUGCUUGAGCUGGCAGUUUACAUGCGCCAGCUGCGACGGCUCACCGUGCUCGAUCUUCGCGCCAACCCCAUCUGCGAGGCGCCCGGAUACGCGCACGUCAUAUGCGAUACCUUUCCGCUGCUCCUCAACCUGGACGCUACGGAUCUUGAUCCUGUCCUUCAAAGCCGAUUCAAAAUGGAUACGUGCCCGGACGUGAGCACGUUUGCGUCUCGCCGCCUGCUGCGGAUGCUGUACGUGGAACAGUUGUCUCGCGCCCGCGUGUCCGUGACACCGCCCGCGGACACGGAAGAAGUUCCCCUUGUCGUGCUGGUCGGAGAAGAAGCCGUUGGCAAAGGCUCUCUGGCGCGCCGACUUGCUACCGAAUGCGACUCGAAGAUAAAACUGGGCCGCCAGCACACAACAGCUGUUUUUCAUAACCCGGUAUUUAAGUAAAUAAUUGAUUUUUAUUUUUUUUAACGCUGCUUUUUCAUGCUUAAAGGCUCAGUUUCAUUGGUCGAUAAAUCGGUCGAUAUACAGAGUGCUGUGACUACGGGCAGGCGAUAUAACGUCUAAAAUCUCCGGCACCCCGCAUACGAGCCCUAUCGACCAAUAAACACAGUUUCGCUAAUGCAGAC